Messenger RNA from Panicum virgatum (switchgrass), 1712 nucleotides. RefSeq names its product IQ domain-containing protein IQM3-like. The record is from RefSeq and is a predicted model, not a curated record. Gene Ontology annotation, molecular function: protein binding. The transcript has 9 exons. The coding region runs from base 117 to 1415 and encodes 432 amino acids. Lineage: Eukaryota; Viridiplantae; Streptophyta; Magnoliopsida; Poales; Poaceae.
AGUACCUGCGCCUACUCCCUGAUGACCUGAACGCUGCAGCCAUUCCUCCCAACCAAACCAAACUCUGCUAGUCUGCUUGCUCGGUCACCGGAGAAAUCACGAGCAAAAAAAAAAAAAUGGAGGCGGAUGCGGAUCUGCGUCCCGUCGGCUUGGAUGCUGCGGAUUCUCCGAGGUGCCCGGCUGCGGGGAACGGCGGCAGCGUGGGUGGCGCGGCGGCGGCGGCGGCCAAGCUGCAGACGGUGUACCGCGGCUACCGGACCAGGCGGAAGCUCGCCGAUUCCGCCGUCGUCGUGGAGGAGCUCUGGUGGCAAGCGUUGAACUUUGCGCGGCUCAGCCAUAGCACCAUCUCCUUCUUCGAUGAACCCUGGCCUAAGACUGCAACGUCACACUGGAAUCGUGUUAGCCUGAAAGCAUCUAAGGUUGGACAAGGUCUCUCCAGAGAUAGCAAGGCUCUCAAGUUGGCUUUCCAACAUUGGAUCGAGGCUAUCGACCCACGACAUCGAUAUGGGCACAACCUGCACUUCUACUACGAACAUUGGUGCCAAAGCCAAGCCGGCCAGCCCUUCUUCUAUUGGCUUGAUGUCGGGGAUGGAAAAGAUGUAGGUCACCCCCAGUGUCCAAGAACUCUGCUCAAUAAGCAAUGCAUAAAAUAUCUCGGCCCUAAAGAGCGUGAGCUCUAUGAAUACAUCAUUAAAGAGGGAAAGGUUAUCCAUAAACAAUCUAGAGAACCACUAGAUACAAGCCAGGGUCCUGAAGGAGCUAAGUGGAUUUUUGUUAUGAGCACAGCAAGAAGACUUUAUGCUGGCAAGAAGGAGAAAGGUGUAUUUCAGCACUCAAGCUUUUUAGCUGGAGGUGCUACCAUAGCUGCUGGAAAAUUUACGGUGGAAAAUGGAGCGAUCAAGUCCAUUUUGGCCUAUAGUGGUCAUUACAAGCCAAGCACGGAGAACCUCAACAAUUUCAUGAAAUUCCUUGAAGAGAGUGGAGUCGAUCUCAAAGAAGUCAAGGCGCGCCCAUUCAGCAAAGAUGACUGCUGCGAUGAUCCAACGCCUAAUGAUACACAAAACGUUGCUCUGUAUACCAAUCCUCCACAAGUGGUUCUCCCUUCGAACACAAUAAUGGAAGGUGAUGGAAGCAAGGAUGCUCCUACAGAACAAUCCAAGCUAACAUACCAAAGAACCUUAUCAGGUGCUCUGCGCAGCCCGAAAGCCAUUGAUGUCCCGCAGAAGGCAAUUCUUGAGAGGAUAAAAUCGAAGAGCGAGUCUAAAUCUUACCAGCUUGGCCACAAGUUGUCCAUGAAAUGGAGCACUGGUGCUGGUCCUAGGAUUGGGUGCGUGAAGGAUUAUCCAGCUGAGCUCAGAACGCAAGCAAUGGAAAUGGUGGACCUGUCACCACGAGCAUCAACAACAUUGGCCUAGAGCAUGAAGUCUACGCAAGCUAUCAGGUUACUGUAUUUUCCCCCCUAUAAGAACGGCAAGAGCUUUGCCAUAGUUUUAUAAGGGAAACCAGGUCCGAAAACCAUACAACUAGAGGGUACGCGAGACAUCCCCCAACAGCUAUUGGAUACUGUAAUUUUGCAUUGACAUUACUGUCUUGUGCUGCAAAAGGUCAGACUCUUGGUUUGUUCUCAUUGCUUCCAUUACUGCUGCAGAGUUCAGCAUGUGUGGCAAGUUGUCUGAUUUACAUCGUUGUAGAAAUAGCACUCUGGUGAAGCA